Messenger RNA from Fukomys damarensis (Damara mole-rat), 1613 nucleotides. It is a transcript of the gene Smim43, whose product is annotated as transmembrane protein 155. Lineage: Eukaryota; Metazoa; Chordata; Mammalia; Rodentia; Bathyergidae. The record is from RefSeq and is a predicted model, not a curated record.
AUGACUUCAGAUCUUCCUAGGAUAAUCUUGAUUGUUUCACUAGUUUCCAAACUUAUAAGUGGCACAGCUGUAGAUGCAGGACUGAUGCCAUCUGGUGUGACUCUACAGAAUGAGAGAUAAAAUUUACCCAGAGUGUGCCAUGCACUCUGGGCUUUUCUGGGAAUGACAAGGUGCCAGGAUUUGUUUUUGGUUCACUUGCAGGGGUGGAAACUUGGAACUAGGUUCCAAGAUGGUCCUUGCAGUCCCCCACAACAAGAAGGAAAAUGCCCAAAGGGAAAGCAGAGCCUUCCAGUUUGAAUGCAUGCCAUUUUAACAUUUCUCAGUAGCCCAACUUUUGCUUGCGUUUUAUUGGCUGGAACUGCAUCACUGGCUGCUAUUAUCAGCAAGAUUGCUUGAGAAAUGUAAUUUUUUUGUAGCUUUCAACCAAAACCUGAGUUUCCUUGGUAAGAAGGAUAAUGGUGGAUCUUCAGUGGACAACUAGUGGCCUAUGCCCCGAUUGUAAAAUAUAGGUGACAGCAGCAUAAUAUUUGAAACAGAACAAAAUGAUAGCUUCUUCACUGGCAAAACUCCAAGUAACACUGCUCAGCUCCUAGUGAGCAGAGUGAAGACAUGCCAAGUUUUCUCAUGAAACACUCCUCAGCACUAACCUCUUUGCCAGCAUAGUUACCCUGCAUCAGGAUUCUCCAGAAAGGACCCUGAAGACCCGCACACUUUCUUGGUGGACAUGAUCUCUAUAUGGGGGUUGGAUAUAGGAUAAAGAAUGUUGCACUUUGCUGCUUCCUCACAUGUAUCAUUUAUCUCCUCCUCAAUUCUCCUUGCAGUUAGAUUGGGGUGGAAUCUAGAGUGCGUAUUUGAUCCCUGUAAAUGACCAUCCCUGACAUGCAAAGAAAGACAACCUCACUUCCUUCUGUGACUCCACCACCAAUCUAGGAAUAUCCUGGGAGAAUUGCCUCUCCAAGCUGCUUCCACAAGCAGCCUACACCCUGGCUAAGCAAAGGGAGAAGAAACACUUCCCACAUCCAGGGCUGUCCAAAAGAACUUUCUGUGAUGAUAGAAAUGAUCUAUAUCUGCAGUGUCCAAUAUGGUAACAAGUAGUAAACACUUAAAAUGUGGCGACUGUUACUGAGGAAGUAAAAUGUAGAUUUUUAUGGAAUUUUCAUUAUUGUUAUUUUAGAUAAGUACAUAGGGCUAGUGGCUGUUGUGUUGGACAGUGAAGUACACAUCUUUCUCUAUGUUAUGUUUUAGAACUAGUGGGAGAGAUGUGAUCCAGGCAUGUGUUGUGUCCCAAGGUCUUCACUAUUCUACUUUGUCAUUGAACUUGUCUCUCAGAGAAAAAAGAACAAUGGUAUUUUGGAGCUAAACUCAAGAUGUUAACAUGACAUCUAUACAUUGCACAUCUUCCUGCAAAGGGAUGGAAUGGUCUCGUGGGAAUAGGUCUUGUGCCUGAUUGUAGUGAUGUUUACUAAUGGAAAACAUGGCAGUGCUGGUCCAUUAACCUUUCUAGUGAUCGUGUUUCGAGUCAGAGUGAUUCAGCAAAAGGUAUUUUGUUUUAAUCAUGCAAUUCAUUUUAUGUUACUUUAUUUUUGCAAUAUUAUGACUGCUACAUGAUUAUU